Messenger RNA from Chenopodium quinoa (quinoa), 1240 nucleotides. Its product is annotated as protein N-lysine methyltransferase METTL21A-like. Gene Ontology annotation, biological process: protein methylation. The record is from RefSeq and is a predicted model, not a curated record. Gene Ontology annotation, cellular component: nucleus. Gene Ontology annotation, molecular function: protein methyltransferase activity. The transcript is spliced from 8 exons. Bases 104 to 820 code for a protein of 238 amino acids. NCBI's taxonomy places the organism in Eukaryota, Viridiplantae, Streptophyta, Magnoliopsida, Caryophyllales, Amaranthaceae.
CGGUUAGCAAGAUCCAAAGUAAAAGUAACCGAAGUAAGCAAAAACGUAUUUUGCUCAAGCGUGGGGUUCUGUACUUAUGUUCUGAAAAGCUUAAACCCUAACAAUGGAAAGAGUAAAGGAAGAUGAAGAUGAUAUUGUUUGUUUGGAUGAAUCAUUCUUCAUUAAUGACAAUUACCAAUUAACCACUUUUACAUUCGGGUCUCAAGUUCUUGAGCUAUUCUGCCUUAAUUCAGCUUCAACUGAUUUUGAUCUGACAGGCCAGUUGGUGUGGCCAGGAGCUGUGUUAUUAAAUGAAUACUUGUCCAAAAAUGCCGAGAUGCUUCAAGGACUAUCUGUCAUCGAGUUAGGCUCUGGUGUUGGUGUCACUGGAGUACUCUGUAGUAAAUUUUGCAAGAAAGUUGUGAUGACUGACCACAAUGAUGAAGUUCUCAAGAUUCUAAAGAAAAAUAUAGAUCUACAUGCAUCUUCUGAGAGUUACCCUUGCCCUGAUUCGGGGGCAGAGAAACUAGAAUGGGCAAAUUCUGACCAGAGAAAUGAAAUUGUGCAAAGAUAUCCUGAAGGAUUUGAUCUGGUUCUUGGAGCUGAUAUCUGCUUCCAACAAUCCAGUAUUCCCUUGCUUUUCGAUACAGUCAAGAGUCUUCUUCAAAUCAGAGGAAAAGGAAGAUGCAGAUUCAUUCUGGGUUAUGUUUCUCGUGCCAAAGUAAUGGAUCAGAUGGUUCUUGAUGAGGCCCGGGGACAUGGCUUGUCCACAAAGGAAGUUGCUGGGACUCGUUCAAUUGUUGGGAACUUGGAAGGGGUCAUUUAUGAGAUUACCCUUUAGUAGAUUUUACAAUCCGACAUUGUUUCAAAAGAAUAUAGAGGAUGUCAAGAAGUCACAGCAUUUCAAGUUUAGUUUUGAAGGAGCUUCAGCUUCAGAUCCUAGACCAGAUACAGCUUUCAGAUAAGAUAGUAAGCAAGAAGGUGCAGCUUGAGGUAACGACAAAUUGACUAUUUUCUUGACAUAGGGAUAUAUAGAUAGUAUUGUGAAACUCCUUUUGGUACUGUUAAUUUUCUACAUAAACAAGAAAACUAUUUUAUUGACUAAAUGAAGAGAUGUAAAAAAAAAAAAAAGGUUAUUUUUGACAUCGAUGUUAUCUACUCCGUAUGUUUUUUACCUGAACUCCACUGCUGUCCUGCUGUGAUUCUUAUUGUUGCAUCAUAGUACCAUCUUCAGAAGUUUUGUGAAGAUGGAGUUCAUCAA